Artibeus jamaicensis (Jamaican fruit-eating bat) is the source of this 2802-nucleotide messenger RNA. It is a transcript of the gene ANKRD23, whose product is annotated as ankyrin repeat domain 23. Gene Ontology annotation, cellular component: nucleus. The transcript is spliced from 9 exons. The record is from RefSeq and is a predicted model, not a curated record. Bases 453 to 1373 code for a protein of 306 amino acids. Gene Ontology annotation, molecular function: transcription cis-regulatory region binding; protein binding. Gene Ontology annotation, biological process: positive regulation of transcription by RNA polymerase II. Lineage: Eukaryota; Metazoa; Chordata; Mammalia; Chiroptera; Phyllostomidae.
UCUAGGGUCCUGCCCUCUUUCGCUAGGACACUUGGGCUGGGCCUCUGAGGGUCUCUGGUGGCCAGACCUACAGCAAUGUGGAGGCUCACAUCUGACUUAAGUGGUAUCUGAACUUAGGAAAGUAGGAACCAUCUCCCCCUGAAUCUGGGCUAGGGGCCUGGGCACCCCAGAACACUUGUCUAUGGUAGAAUUACUCAGGAGCAGGUGUGGGGGAUGGCGCAGGCACAGGAUAGGUCUGAGGAUGCACCAGGUUCAGUUCAGAACAGCCACUCUUCCUGCCUGCGUGGCUGUGAGCCACGCUGGUAUUUUGGUGGGAGUUACAGAGCCACAGAGUCAUCUGGCCCAGGUACAAGCCUCCCCGCCCUGCCCACCCCCAGGAGACAGCUCGUCUAUAAAAGGGCUGACAACUGAGCUCUUUUCACUGGGGGCUGGAGAGAGGGAAGGGGGGGACCAUGGACGUCGUCAGUGUCCAGCAGUUGGUAAGUGGAGAAAGAGAAGAAAGUAAAGUGUUGGGACGUGGAUAUGAAGCUCCUGAUCCUGGAGUCUGGCCGGGCAACUGGAGGCUGGGACCCCAUGAGGCCGUGGCCCAGGAGAGGCAGAAGCUGGGAGAAGAGAAGAGGAGAAGACUUGAGAGAUUUAAGAGUUCCAGACUUACCCUGGAGAAUCUGGCUGACUUGGAAAACUUGGUUCAAAGACGAAGAGAAAAGCGACUGAAACGCAGAGUCCCCCCCAGGGCACCUGAGUCCGUGGUUAAGCUGCAGCCCCAAGUCCAGCUGGAGCCUGUGGACCUGGAGACGUUCCUGAAGGCAGCUGCAGAGAACCAGGAAGCCCUGAUUGACAAGUACUUGACAGAUGGAGGGGACCCUGAUGCCCAUGACAAGCUCCACCGCACGGCCUUGCACUGGGCCUGCCUGAAGGGUCACAGCUGCCUGGUGGACAGACUGUUGGAGGCAGGGGCCACUGUGGACGCUCGCGACUUGCUGGACAGGACGCCUGUGUUCUGGGCCUGCCGUGGAGGACACCUGGACAUCCUCAAACAGCUGCUUAACCACGGAGCCCAGGUCAAUGCUCGGGACAAGAUCUGGAGCACCCCCCUGCACGUGGCUGUGCGCACAGGGCACUGUGAGUGCCUGGAGCACCUCAUCGCGUGUGGAGCCCACGUUGACGCACAGGACAAGGAAGGGGACACGGCUCUGCACGAGGCCGUGCGGCAUGGCCACUACAGAGCCAUGAAGAUACUGCUGCUCUAUGGAGCCCAGCUGGGCGUGCAGAACCAGGCUUCAGCGACCCCGGUGCAGCUGGCCCGAGACUGGCAGCGAGGCAUCCGCGAGGCUCUGCAGGCCCACGUGGGGCAUCCCCGCACUCGAUGCUGAUGACAGCAGACCUGCGGGGCCCCUCACAGCCACCAUUCCAUCCCCUUCGCCUCCUAGCCUCACUUGUCUGUGGUUCUGACCUCAGGCCUCCAGGGCAGCCGUCAGGACAGAAGCAACUCCCCGAGUUCAGGCCUGGCAGGUGGCUGAAACAGCCUCCCUGGCUUCGAGUCUCAGGGGUAACCUGCUUGCUGCUGGGGAACGAGCUAGGAAGAACUGGAGUAGAACCCUGGGUGAGCAAGAAAGCAAAGUGGGUCCAGACAAGGGACAGCAAAGAGGAUGGAGCAAAGCCAAGGUGUCCUACACCUCAGGCUCCCCAGGGUGUUUCCUGCCAGGUGCUGACUCGGCAUGGCCAGCAGCAAGCUGCCGUCCUGGCCAGAGACAGCAGGCAUUUCUGCAAGUGGCCAGCGUCCCUGGGCAGGGGUUUCUCAGGGACUCCACUCCUGUCAGUAGAAACCCUGAUGGGGUUGGGAGUGGCUCUAGACCACUCUGGUCUCAGGGACUCUGGUGUUGGGUCUGGAGGGGGCUGCCCAGCAGGUCUGAGGCCCCACAGCGUAAGUCCAGUACCAGUCUGGUUUCCACGGAAACCCUGAGACUGAAGAGCUGGAGCCACAGUUUAGAGAACCACCUGCCCACUGCUCUCUACUUGGCCAGCCAGGAGCUCUCCUGGUAAAGUGACUGGGGUGCUGGGGUUGCCUGUGGCCCACUCAGCUUUUGGGGCAGUGGCCCGUAACCCUACUUCACCUCAGGCACUACCACCGCCCUGGUACUGAUGCUUGAGCUUGCCUGUGCCCUGGGGCUGCUGCCUUCUGCAACCGCUGCGGCAGGCCACGGGGGGGCUGAGUGCCACUGCGAAGGGCGCAGGAGAACUCACCUGCUCCUGCCCCCCAGCUGCUAACUAGGGGCACAUUUAUGACCCAACUGGGAACGUGCCCUCCUGGAAGCUCCUCCUCUUUCACUGUCCUUUAUACUUCAAGUUAUGCUGGUGUAGACGUGCUCCUGGCAGGGCUGGGUCCUUAAAUGCCAGAGAGUGAACCUUCCAGAACUUAGCCCUAAACUGAGAGCUGUAGGCUGAGGGACUGGCUGCAGGAUGAAGAUUUAGCCUCCCUCACAUGCCUAAGCACUGGGGCAGACACCCGAUCUACAGUUAUUUUUACCUAACGUUGGGGGCCUUCUCAGGCCAAGAAUAAGCCUGUUCCUCCUGAGUGAAAAAGCUGACUACAGCCCCACGUCUUCCCUUCCCAUGGCAGCUGCUGCCUUGCGUGGACAGCGCCAGCAUGCACCCAGAUGCUGAGGCCACGGGAGAAACGAGGUACUCAGGCUCACGGAGAAGACAACUCCCCAACUAGAAAAUGGGGACACUUAAGUGACGGACAAAAAUACCUUUUUACACGCAUCAGUACUUUGUGUUCAUUAAAACUGGUUGGUUAUC